GAUGCUUGAAAGUUGAAAGUCAUUUUGGAGAGUCAGCCUGGUGGUCUCUCUCCUCCUACACGAGAGCAACAACUUGCCCACACUCCAUUCCUCAAUUUUAAGCAACUUCCACAAUCGUAUCAAUCAAAUAUCCCCCAAAUUUGCGAAAUUACGCCAUUGUUAAUUCAAAGUAUUUUCUAAACCCCUUAAAAUGGCACCAGUUUCUGCUCUCGCUAAAUACAAGCUCGUCUUUUUAGGGGAUCAAUCAGUUGGUAAAACCAGUAUCAUUACUCGUUUCAUGUAUGACAAAUUCGAUAAUACUUAUCAGGCUACAAUUGGUAUUGAUUUUCUCUCAAAGACUAUGUAUCUUGAAGAUCGUACUGUUCGUCUACAGUUGUGGGAUACUGCUGGGCAAGAGAGAUUCAGAAGUCUUAUACCAAGCUACAUAAGGGAUUCAUCUGUGGCAGUUAUUGUAUACGAUAUUGCAAGUAGACAAUCCUUCCUUAACACCGUUAAAUGGAUUGAAGAAGUGCGCACUGAGAGGGGUAGUGACGUUAUAAUUGUCCUUGUUGGAAACAAAACUGAUCUUGUGGAUAAAAGGCAAGUGUCCAUAGAGGAAGGAGAAGCUAAAGCUCGUGAUCUCAAUGUCAUGUUCAUUGAAACUAGUGCCAAAGCUGGUUUCAACAUAAAGGCAUUAUUCAGGAAAAUUGCUGCCGCGUUACCUGGAAUGGAAACACUUUCUUCAACAAAACAGGAGGACAUGGUUGAUGUAAGUCUGAAGUCCACAUCAAGCGCACCUCAGCAGCAUCAGGCUAGUGGAUGUGCUUGCUGACCCUGCAUCAUCUUGCUCCUUGGGAAUCGCAUUUUACUUAAUCUAGUGUACUUUUUUGUACGUCUGGCCUCGCAUUCUAGAGAGAUUUUGCUUUUCCUUUCUUUUAAGUAAUCGUAGUUAUGUGGUGGUUUUUCUGCUAGAGCUAAAGGUUGUUCUCUGGAAAUUUAAGGGACUAAAGAAUGUAGAAAGAUUCAUCAGAAAUGUAUGUCAUUUUGCCUGAAUUUGGACAAGUAAUGUAUGUCAUGUGUGAAAUAUGAUUUGUCAGCUUCCUUUGUCCGAAUUGCAUCCCUCUUGGGGAAGAACUAAGAAGCAUAUAAAGCUAAUAUUUUUCCAGUUUAAAA
Molecule: messenger RNA, 1152 nt
Organism: Amaranthus tricolor (Joseph's coat)
Lineage: Eukaryota; Viridiplantae; Streptophyta; Magnoliopsida; Caryophyllales; Amaranthaceae
Product: ras-related protein RABH1b-like
Exons: 6
Coding region: 191-811 (206 amino acids)
Molecular function (GO): GTP binding; GTPase activity
Source: RefSeq, a predicted model, not a curated record